AUUAUACCUAUGUUAAAGUCAAAUCCUGCUAGGAAGAUUAUUGCAUCUACACUUAUCACAAUACAUAAUGCCACUUGAGAACAGAGACGAGCAGAAUGAAGCACUGUUGCCGCGUGCUCGCUCGGGCAGCGGUAGAGAUCACACAGACCACGUAGUAUGUGGUGAUGGGAAAGUUGGACUAGUCGCGUCUACUGCCACACUGUUGUUAGGUGUCCUAGGUGCAGGUCAACUCACACUGCCGUUUGCAGUGAAUCAGGCUGGAUUAGUACUUGCAGUAGCUUACCUCGCCCUGCUAGGCGUAUUGGCCGUCGUUGUGCUUAAAAUGCUGAUGGUGAGCUCGAAAUAUACGGGUCAAACGACCUACGCUGCCGUGCUGGAAGAAACAUGUGGGCCGAAAGCAAGGCUUGUAGCGAACACGCUCCUAGGAAUUUAUGCGUGGGGAGGAGCAGUUAGUUUCCUAAUUCUUGUCGCCGACGAGUUAGAAGAUUUGUCUGCGGUCUUCGGAUGGGACCAGCCACGCUGGAUACUGAUCACUAUGCUCUCUGUGUGUGUAGUUUACCCCCUGUCGCUGUGCAGUAACCUAGACCGACUGAAGUUUACUUCUUAUCUGGGAGCCACUGCCGCCAUUUACAUCAACUUUGUUGUAUUUGUCAACGCUCCCUGGUUCCAGAACGGUAAAACGUUCGAUACGUGUGGCGGGUAUGAACAUGCGCGGCUUGUCGAUGAUCCACCCCGGUUCGAUCUAUUCCCAAACACCGCUCUGGGUGCCUUCAACUCGCUACCUCUGAUAGCGUUUGCGCUGAACUCGGCAUGGUGUUUCGUGCCGAUAUUGAACUCCUUGUACGAGCCCACACCUCCGCGAGUCAACAGGAUGAUCACGUCUGCAAACGUGAUAAUCCUGACCAACUAUGCCUUGCUGGCUUUUGUCGGCUAUUUCUCGUAUUGCAGUAAUACAAAAGACAACAUCCUGGGCAACUUACCGUCAACCCCCUUGGUUAUCGUCGCCCGAGUCAUGCUAAUCAUGCAGCUGUCCUUCGCACUGCCACUGCGCUUCCACGUGACACGCGGUGUUCUUUAUGAACAAGCACCGUUCAUGCCGAGCAGGCAGCUGUCUGAUCCAUCCACCAGCGGUGAGAAGGUUGUUUACACGCUGAGCACGACCUUGCUGGUAGGCGUUGCUGUCAUGAUCGCUGCCUUGACCAGCAACCUACACGUGGUCAUCGGUCUCACGUCGGCAGUUUGUGCAAGUUUUACUAUCUACAUCUUCCCGGCGCUGAGCUUCCGGAUCGCGGUAGCCCACAAAGAGCCACACACUAACGGAGAGAAGUUCUUUAUGAACAUUGCACCUUACAUUUGUAUAGCUACGGGCGUUGCCGUUCUCGUGCUGGGUACCGGAGCUAUAUUAGUCGAAGUUGCAUUUGGUAUGAAAGUGACUGGGGGAUAAGUAAGUCAAGUAACGAACCUUACGAUAGCAUGACACUUGGAGUAUAGUCUACACUUGAGGACGAGUUGUACUUUUUAAUAAUAAGAGAUAGCGGCAUACAUCAAGCUACUCUUGGACAUAUGUAUAAAUUUAAGACUAGAUUCGCUGAAUUAUUGUUUUAUUUUUUUAUUGUAUACAAAUGUGGUGGAAGCAGCAUGUUUCAAUUGUUCAUUUACUAGCUCUGCUAUACAUACAAUCGUUGAGACUACCAGCAGAUGCUAAAUUGUUAAACUGCCAAAUGCCUGGUCUAGAAGAUAAAGUCUUCCAUCA
Messenger RNA from Sphaeroforma arctica JP610, 1753 nucleotides. RefSeq lists its product as hypothetical. Gene Ontology annotation, molecular function: amino acid transmembrane transporter activity. Bases 68 to 1444 code for a protein of 458 amino acids. The record is from RefSeq and is a predicted model, not a curated record. NCBI's taxonomy places the organism in Eukaryota, Ichthyosporea, Ichthyophonida. The transcript has 5 exons. Gene Ontology annotation, biological process: amino acid transmembrane transport.